AUGUCGUUUUCCCGCGAGCAGACCCCAGAGGGCAUGCACAUCAUGCCGGCGUUGAUGGCCAAGACUCCUAUGGGCUCCAUGGUCGACAUCGACUCCACCACUGACGAGGGCUGCCAGACUCCAUCCGAGCGGGAGAGCACCAAUUUGCCGAACAUGAAGCUCGUCUUUGGCUUGAUGGAGCGUGGAUUGCCAUCCCUGCAACGUGGUUGGCGCACUCCGGAUCCCUCUCCGACGCGCACGGGCCUCCCAAAGUGCGCGGCCUACACGGAGUUCAUCGAGGAGGAGCAGCAGCCCACUCCUCGCUGUGACCGUGGCCGCGGCCGGCAGUCUGCCAAAGAUCGCUCUCCGAGCUCGGGACAGCCUUGGCUUC
Messenger RNA from Symbiodinium sp. CCMP2456, 370 nucleotides. The record is from the annotation of a GenBank genome assembly. NCBI's taxonomy places the organism in Eukaryota, Dinophyceae, Suessiales, Symbiodiniaceae.